Molecule: messenger RNA, 4411 nt
Organism: Lampris incognitus (smalleye Pacific opah)
Lineage: Eukaryota; Metazoa; Chordata; Actinopteri; Lampriformes; Lampridae
Gene: enpep
Product: glutamyl aminopeptidase
Exons: 20
Coding region: 173-3046 (957 amino acids)
Biological process (GO): peptide catabolic process; proteolysis
Cellular component (GO): cytoplasm
Molecular function (GO): zinc ion binding; metalloaminopeptidase activity; peptide binding
Source: RefSeq, a predicted model, not a curated record
GCUUCAGGGCAGUGGACUUGGGGACAAGUCUUGUCUACGCGUUGUGAGCUUGAAUCUGAUCCUCGGUUAGAAUCAAAUCAGUAGCUCAGUAUCUUCCUCUCGCCGGAUAUCUGUUGUUGGUUGUACUGCGGCGGUGCAGCGGAGAGCGAGGCCACCGCACCUCAGGUUGACCAUGGUGGAGAGCUUGGACUUCGAGAAGCGGCAGAAGCGAUACUGCAUCCGCGGCAAACAUGCAAUCAUCAUCUGCAUAACCUUGGCGGUUUGCUCUGUAGCGGUAGGUCUCGGGGUGGGCCUCACGCGCUCUGACAAUUGCCCCUUAACCACCGAGGAGCCUCCGAAGCCCACCACAAGCCCCGAGCCUCCGCCAGCUGACAGAGGACCUUGCAGAGCCUCCAAUGACACCAGUGGGGACUGGAGGAAUUUUCGCCUGCCAGGCUACAUAAGCCCUGUGCACUAUGACCUGCAUCUGGAGCCAGACCUUGACACAGACCUCUACACCGGGGACGUAGCGGUCCAUAUUGAGGUCGGCAAGCCCACAAGCCACCUGUGGCUCCAUAUACGGGAGACCUUUGUCAGCGCUGUGCCCAGUCUUGUGCUGCGGAGCCAGGCAGGCGAGAAAGCAGUGCCGGUGAAAAGCUGCUUUGAGUACAAAGCUCAUCAGUAUGUGGUAGUGGAAGCGGCGGACGAGCUGCCAGCCACCAAACCAGGCGAGUUAUACAUCCUCAAGCUGCACUUCCAGGGACGGCUCAACGGAUCUUUGGUGGGAUUCUACAGGGUCACCUACAUAGAAAACGGCGUUACUAAGAAAAUUGCUGCAACAGAUCAUGAGCCGACAGAUGCCCGCAAGUCGUUUCCCUGCUUUGAUGAGCCCAACAAAAAAGCAACCUACAAGAUCUCCAUCACGCAUGACAACACCUACCAGGCUCUCUCCAACAUGCCAGUUGAGGGCGUCCCACAGCCCGUGUCUGGCAGCAGACUGACCACCUCCUUCCACAAGUCCGUUCCCAUGAGUACCUACUUGGUAUGUUUUGCUGUGCACCAGUUCACCUAUUUGGAAAGAGCGUCUUCCCGAGGAAUACCUCUGAGAAUCUAUGCACAGCCGAGCCAGAUAAGAACUGCAGAGUAUGCAGCCAACAUGACCAAGCUCAUAUUUGACUAUUUUGAGGAGUACUUUGACAUGCCAUACUCAAUCUCAAAACUAGAUAAGAUAGCCAUCCCUGACUUCGGGACAGGCGCCAUGGAGAACUGGGGCCUGAUUACCUACAGGGAGACCAACCUGCUCUAUGAUGAACAUCAGUCAUCUUCUUACAACAAGCAGCGCGUGGCGAGUGUCAUCGCCCACGAGUUAGUUCAUCAGUGGUUUGGCAACAUAGUGACGAUGGACUGGUGGGAUGACCUCUGGUUAAAUGAAGGUUUUGCCAGUUUUUUUGAAUACAUCGGUGUGGAGAAAGCUGAACCCAACUGGGGAAUGCGCGACAUCAUGGUCAUAAGUGACGUGCUUCCUGUCAUGGUGGAUGAUGCCCUCCUCUCCUCUCACCCAAUCAUCGUGAAUGUGUCAACUCCCUCCGAGAUCACCUCCGUGUUCGAUGCCAUCUCCUAUAGCAAGGGGGCCUCCAUUCUCAGAAUGCUUGAAGACUGGAUGGGACAAGACAAGUUCAGAGAUGGUUGUCGAAAAUACUUGAAGGACUACAAUUUUAAGAAUGCCAAAACAGCCAACUUCUGGACAUCUCUCGCAAACGUGAGCAGACUGCCCGUUGCAGAGGUGAUGGACACAUGGACCAAACAAAUGGGUUACCCCGUCCUAGAUCUGUUUCUUUCUGGCUCUGUCACCAAACUAACCCAGAAGCGCUUCCUCCUGGAUCCCAGUGCCAACGCCAGUCAGCCUCCUUCCCCUUUCAGUUACAAGUGGACAAUCCCUGGGACAUGGCACGCAAUAAAAAGCAACAGGAGUUCCACUUUCAUGUUCAACCAAAGCAUGCCAGAACAUGUUUUCAAUGACUACUCACCUUCAGUGGAUGGACUGCUAAAAGUUAACAGGCAUCACGUGGGCUUCUACAGAGUCAAUCAUGACGGACACAUGUGGAGCAGCAUCAGUCAACAACUUCAGACCAACCACUUGGCGUUUGAUGCAGCCGAUCGCACCAGUUACAUCGACGAUGCCUUUGCUCUCGCGAGGGCGAAUACUCUGGAUUAUGGCAACGCCCUAAACCUCACCAAAUACCUGGCCAAUGAGACGGAUUACAUCGUUUGGGACCGUGUGGCGUCCUCCAUCGCCUUUGUGGGGAGCAUGCUGUCAGACAGUGCCCUGGUUUACCCCAAGUUUAAGAAACUAUUCCGCGAUCAUGUGAGUGCAAUCUCCAAGCAGCUCGGCUGGCAAGAUGAAGGCGAGCAGAUCGAGAGGCUCCUGCGGGAGACAGUGCUCAGCAUCGCCUGUCAGAUGGGAGAUGAGGAAGUCCUUAAGGAGGCAUCUCGGAUCUUUGAUGAGUGGAUUUAUGGAACCAUAAGUGUGGGAGUGAACCUAAGACUAUUGGUCUACCGCUAUGGCAUGAAGAACUCCGGCACUGAGGAGAAGUGGAAAAUAAUGUUCCAGAGGUACAAAGAUGCUACUUUGGCCCAAGAGAAGGACAAGCUCCUGUAUGGUCUAGCAUCUGUGGAGGAUGUGGACCUUCUCUACAGGCUGCUGGAGGCAUCUAAAGAUGAGAGUGUGGUGAGGAGUCAGGACUUAUUCACUGUGGUGCGCUACGUGUCUUCCAACCCAGUAGGAAAGAGCAUGGCCUGGGACUGGACCACCCUCAACUGGGACUACCUGGUUAAGAGGUACACCAUCAAUGACAGAAGCCUGGGCCGCCUGCUGGGUCAAAUCACAACCACCUACAACACAGAGCUACAGUUAUGGAAGAUGGAGCACUUCUUCAGCCUGACACCUGACUGUGGUGCGGGGCAGAUGCCCAGACAACAGGCACUGGAAAGGGUGAAAACCAACAUUGAGUGGGUUAGGCUGAACGAGUUAGAGAUUCGACUGUGGCUGGAGAGUAAUGUUGCCUAAGGUAAUAUCAGAUGCACAGCACGUCAGAGAAUCAUACCAUGUCAGUGACCAAAUAUUACCACCCCCUGGAGAUCCACUAGCCCCAUGCACGUAGAGGGUGCAGGUAACCAUCCAUCACUGUUGCCGGUCUCUCUUUAUGCUUGUAAGCGUGACAAGCUGCCAGUUCUUAAAGAGCGGGGGAACCAAAAUUGACAGAUUUGCUUCAAAAUACUUCACAAAUGUGGGGGAUGUGUUGCUGUUGACAUGUUAAAAUGUGUUGAGCCAUGUAUAGAGCUGAUUUGCGGAGUUAGACCGUUUUGGGGUAUUUUUCCCGCUUUCCUUUCUUGAUUUUUGGGGCGGCUUCCUUGGUGACGUCGCCGUCUUCCUCUCGGCGCCACGCCCCCGGAGUCUGAAACCAGUGGACGCUGCAGAUUUUUACACGAUUUUGAAGCUUUGUUUUAUAUACUUGGCAACAUUUUUAAUCAUACAGAAUUGGCUGGAUGGGUACUGGUAUGUUUUCCUGGGGUAUGGGUAUCCCAAAACACAGAUUUGAGCUCAGUUACCCGCCACUUGAAGCAUUUCACUGUCCAUUCACAGUGUGUGUGACAGCCCAACAAAAAGAGAUGACGCGAUGUUUACAUUUGAUUGACCAACUCCUCCCUACCAAUUGAGCAGUAUGUAGAAUGGACGGUAUGAAAUGUAUUUUCCAUUAAGCCAUUUACCCAUGUGUCUCGGUGUCACUGACACCUUGAGAGUAUUUAUAAACUCUUGUUUCUGAAAACGCAGUGGCCGGAUGAAGUAGCGGUUAAACAUCACACAAUGUGUUGAAGGAUUUUUUUAUUUUUCAAAACUGCUUGUUUUUAGCUUUCUUAUCACAUUUGAAAGCAUGAAUAAUUGUUUCUGUACAGUAUGCUGCACUUUCAAAUUCAAGUAUCUAUUUUUUUGCACAUCAUAUUAAUUUGAACUAUGUCAAUUUAUAUCACCACACAGAUUUUAUUUCUAUCUGCAAAUUAUUUAUCAAUCAGCGCCAAUCUAGAUGUAUAAAUAUUGUAUGAAGGCUUAAGUGUAAUGAUUUCUUUUUAAUCAAUGCAAGUUAAUUAGUUCAUUUCAUACUCCGAGUUUGUGUAUUAAUGUUACUUAUUUUCUAAAAUGUCCUUUACAUAGAAUAUUAUAGAAUUUUAUCUUUUUCAUCCUGAACUAUUGUAUCAUUUUUAAGCAGUGUUUGGGACUAAUAAAAAUAAUAAUAGAUGAAUGUCAGUGGCAAACUUUAACUACAUCGAGUGGUUAUCCUUAAUUUCUUCCGUUUUGGUGGAUUUGGCAUCGAUUCGUGGUCACAGAAGUUCAUCUCCAUAAGAAAAACCAGAGUUCCAUUCAGAAUAAACGUGA